Podarcis lilfordi (Lilford's wall lizard) is the source of this 18425-nucleotide messenger RNA. Lineage: Eukaryota; Metazoa; Chordata; Lepidosauria; Squamata; Lacertidae. The record is from the annotation of a GenBank genome assembly.
UGAAAAGAAGACUUAAACCAUGCAUUGUGUGAAGCCUGGUGGGCCAAUUAUUCAUUUAUUAAUGUAUAUCCUGCUUAUAUGCCAAAAUGACUUCUAAGUAGUUUAGAAUUAAUCAAGAACACAGCAGGGUGGUGGGGAGGCACUCAGCUAUUUGUCUGCAAGAUAGUGCCUUAUACAGAAGCAUUGUAACAGCAUAAUCCUAACCACAUUGUGUUUGGGAAAGGGCUGUAGCUUGGUGAUAAGAGCAUCUGCUUUGCAUGCAGAAGGUCCCAGGUUCAAAACCCCGGCAUCUCCUGGGGGAGUCUCCCUGCCUGAAACCCAGGAGAGCUUCUGCCAGUCGGUGUGCAGACAACACUGAGUUAGAUGGACCAAAGCUUACGUUCCGACUUCCGGGGGAGGCGCCUCCGAUAAUGGCAGAAUUCCUCUGACCGGGAGGAAUCUGCUCCGUGGAAAUCUGGGUCUGGCCGCCACGGCGAAGGCGGAGACCCGUUAAAAUCACAGGCGGGAGAAGCCUGUGAACGUGGGAUUCGGCGGGCACCUUUUGCGCCUCCCCCACUCACGGGGAACCCCGGUUUUUGGGGCUCCGGAGCGACGUGGGGUGAGCGGCGCGGUGCAUCGAAUCGUCUGCUUCUUCCACGGAGUGAAGCCGCAUAGCUGUUGCCGGAGAGCGCUGACCUUUUCCUGUGGACAAUUUGACUUUAAAGUAAUUACCCGUGAGUAGAGCUGAAACGGAAGAAUUGGAUUUCUAAAAGUUUAAUUAGGUAUCGUAACGGGGAGGUUCAAAACAGGAAGUCCGCCUUCCCUUUUUGUAAAUAGACUGAGGCAAUGAAGUUGCAAGCUGGAGCCCUGGAAGGUCUUUUGUAAAAGAUCAAAUUUCCAACGGUAAAGAACAUUAAACCCCCUCUUGGAGGCAGGAGAAGAGAGGGGGAAGUUGCGGAUUGAGUAUGCCUGUGGGAGAGAGCGAAGAGGCUUAAAACACCGCCGCUCUGACCCUGGAAACGGGCUGCUAGUAGGAUUGACGUCUCUUGGAAUGUUCAUUGACAGCGCUUUGAACGUUCAUUGACAGCUAGCUAAAUAAGAGAAAUACACUGUUUCUACUGUUCCCGGCUGCUUUAAAAAGGAGUAAAAGUAACUGAAAAUUGAAACUAAUUUGAAACUAACUUUGGAUUGCUUAAAAGAGGAUACUAUUGACUGUUAAAAAAUAGAAACUGUUUCCCCCUAGUGGAAGGCUUUGAAACUGGUUGAUUUACAAGAGUUGGACUAGGGGAAUUUCCAGCUGCAAGUUAAAAACCGUGAGACUCUGGGACUAACCUUGAAUCUUUCAAAUGUCAUGGUAAAUGGAAGAGGAAAAACAGACCAGUCAACUGUUGAUAAAACAUUAAGGUCUGGGAGGACUUGGUAACAAUCCAGGAGAGGUCUAAUAUUAGGCCCUCUUGUUUUUUUUGUUGUUGUCUCUGUACUAGUACAUUUGAAACUAAGAGGAAUGUCGACAGAAGAGGCUUUGGUGGCUGCAUUAUAUAAGAUAAAUGACUCAUUGGAUCAGCUUCACAGGAAAAUGGACAUGAUAAAUGCGAAAGUGGACGUUUCAAUUGUUGAGGUUGAUUUGAAUGCAGGGAGUAUGGACAAUACCAAUACAGAAACCACCCAGAAAUUGAUACAAGAACCUAUUUUGAUAUGGCAAGCUGCGGAGGAAGUCAAGGAAAAAGCUGUUGCUGUUGAAGGUACAGAAACACAACUGGCGAGAAAGAGAAAGACAGCCCCAGCCCUACAGAGGCAAUUUGAUGAACAUAAGUUGACGCUCGCUAUGACUGAACUUAAGGAAAAACAGACGAAUUUGAGGAUUAGAGUUCAUCUUUGGUGGACAUGCCCAAGGAUUAAGACACUCUGGGAGAUGAUUCAUAAUGAAAUGAAAAAGGUAUUUAAAUAUACCCUUUUGAAGAAACCAGAGGCCUUUCUUCUGGGCAUGGUCGGUCAAUUGGUGUUAAAGAAGGAUAGAAUUUGUCACAUGUAUGCAACAAUAGCAGCAAGAAUACUCAUUGUGAAGUACUGGAAGACACAAGAUUUAUCUAUUCAGGAAGAAUGGCAGAUGAAGUUGAUGGACUAUAUGGAAUUGGCGGAAACGACUGGCAGAAAUCCGAGACCAGGGAGAAGAGUCGGUGGAAGAAGACUGGAAAAAGUUUAAGACUAUGUAUAGAAAUAUUGCAAAAAUAAUGAAUGUUAGAAAAAUGUUGGAAUGAAGUUAUAUGGCUUUAGUAGAAAUGUUAUAAGGAAUUAAGUAUAAAUAGACUAAUAGAGUAUUAAAGGGAAAAAUAAGAUUAGAAUAUGUUAAGAUAAUUAUAGGAUAGAAAACAGAGGAAGAUGGAAAGGAAUUGCUGAAACAAUUAAUAGAAGUGGAAUACAAAAAGGGAGGUGUGAGGAGGUCGUGGAAAUAAGGGAAUGAAAGUUAAGACAUUGAAAUUGUUUUGUGCUUUAAAUGGUUUGCGUCUUGUUUUGUUAAUCUUAUGUUUUUUCUCUUUUUCUUCUUUGCUUUUUCUUUUUCUUUUUUCUUUUUUCUGUUUUAUUGUGUGUAAAUGGUUGGAAAAUCAAUAAAUAUUAUUUUUUUAAAAAAACAAAGCUUACGUUCCUAUGUCUGCUCAGAAGUAAGUCCUAGUGAAUUUAAUGGGACUUACUCCCAAGUAAGAGAGGUUAAGACUGCAGUCAAAGUUAGCUGCAUUUAUCCCCCACAGCACUGAAACUACUGAGCUAAGUUACUAAAAACAUAAAUCCAACUGAUGUUCAUCUAACUUAGCAUGGAUUGCGCCCACUAUGUCACAGUAAAGGUAAAGGGACCCCUGACCAUUAGUUGCUGCGCUCAUCUCGCUUUAUUGGCCGAGGGAGCCGGCGUAGCACUUCCGGGUCAUGUGGCCAGCAUGACGAAGCUGCUUCUGGCGAACCAGAGCAGUGCACUGAAACGCCGUUUACCUUCCCGCUAGAGCGGUACCUAUUUAUCCACUUGCACUUUGACGUGCUUUCGAACUGCUAGGUGGGCAGGAGCAGGGACCGAGCAACGGGAACUCACCCCGUUGUGGGGAUUCAAACUGCCGACCUUCUGAUCGGCAAGUCCUAGGCUCUGUGGUUUAACCCACAGUACUUUUUUUAUUAUUACAUUUUCUGUUUUACAAUUUAAAAUACUCAUUUUACAUCCUUAAGUUAUCAAUGACUUCCCUUCUUCUCUUUCCAUGGUUCAUUUUACAUAUCAUGAAUCCCUGCCUAUUUCAUAGAAACUAUAUCGUUCAGUAUUCCAUUACUGCAUCCAUCAAAACUUAUUUACACUGUUGAAUUUAUCUUAAUGCUGCCAGUGUUUUCAGCUGUACACAAUUAUUUCCCAUAUAUUCGAUAAACGUUACCAUUAUAGUUAUGUAUAACACAAAUCUGUAAUGUUGUAAAUAAAAAUAUGCCCUUUUCCCUUAUGGGGUAUCCAAUAAACGUUACCAUUAUAGUUAUGUAUAACACAAAUCUGUAAUAUUGGUAUUUAUAGACUGGCUAUUUGCACGAAAAUCAUUAACAUCCCAAAUACGAUCACUCCAUAAUUAAUCGGGUGGGGGUGCCCAAAAUCAGAAGGACGGAACCACACAAAUGCCGGCAGAUUUUUCCCGGGGUAGGAAACGGGAAGGGCACUAACGUCAAAAGCAACAGAUAAUGAACAAGGCAGAUACUGUUGCAAGGAGCGGGGUUUGAAGGACCAAUAGUUUUGAACAGUGUGGAAACGGAAGGCGCGCUCCUAUUAAACAAGCAGUUAAAUCAAUAUCGGCCACCCAAGGCCGAGGGGGGAGGGAAGGAUAACGCAAGGAGGAAAGGGGGAGGGGUAAUAGUGGGGACACGGCGGUUACCAUAGAAACUCACAGUCAGCCCUCGGGUCGCGACCGCCAUUUUGAUGCCGCCGCCGCCUCUUCCAACUCGCCGGCUGCAUUUGGGCCCGCCCCUUUCGAAAACGGAGGAGGGGUGGAGCGACAUCCGGGCACUUCCCAAUCACCUUGGGCUAACCUAGUUAGGAGUCAAGUCGACUUUUAACCUAAAACCGUUGGGUAACAUUAAAAGCAAAUCCCAUUGAAUGCAAUGGGGGUUACACACAGGUGCAAUUGCAGCCGCAAUAUAAACUAAUAGCAUUUGUAUACUGUAAUUCCUUUUCCCGGAAUAUAUAAAUAUGAAAAUAUGUAAAUUUGCCCAAUGGUUGCGUUAGCAGUUGUAUACAUUGCAUGCACUGCCUUUUACAACAGGUGUGUCAUGUGAGAUGCAAAAAUUGGGCAGAUCUCCUUACUCUCACUGGGAAACUGGGUUUCAAUUUGCAGUGGAAAGAGGAAAACUUGACAUGCAUCACGUAUAUGUGUCCAUCACAGUUAAUAGUUAAUAUGUUAAAAUUGUUUUUCUUUUUCAUGUUUCUGGGAGUUGCUCCUGAAAACAGUUGUGAGGCGCUUCCAUGGGCAUGAUUAUGUGUUUUUAAUCCACUAGAAGGAAGGGGAAAGGGAUUCACUGAGACCAGAUAGAUAGGUUCCCCACCCACAUCUUAGAAACUGGGCAAAGUCUCUGACAUGAUAGGGCCCUUUAGUAACCAGUCUUCACUGCUGAUUGCUUAAGGAUCAGGGGCCACUUCAAAUGUUGGCCACCAGAGGUCUGUGGCAUCAAGUGCCUCUCUCUCCUCCAAAAGAACUGCUGUCCACAAAUUGUUUGCAUUGAACAUUGUUUUCCUGAUAGUAGCCCACAAAUGUCUGAGGUCAACACACAGCCUCUGAUCCAGACAGGUCAACAGCUACUGACGCAGACUAUGCUAAUGCUGCUUUGCUUUUUUUAAAAAAAAAAUGCAAAUGAAAUACAAGCUAAAUCCAGGGGGUUUAAAGGGCAGGAAAUGCCAGGGCCUCAGCCAAACCUGCCUGCCUUGACUUGAAAAGGAGAUCCACAGCAAGCAGUGCUGUCUCUAAAUGAAGGCUGGGGACAGAUCACAAGCCCUCCGUCACAAAGGUUGUGGGAAUGGUGCCAACAGCCAAGGGAAGAGGGUGCAGGAGGGGCUCUUGCCAACAAAACCCACUUUUGUCAAAAUUGCUAGUGACUUCACCCUUUCACUGGGGAAGGGAAGGGGAGGGAUAAUGGUCCCUUUUCUCUUGCCUGGGGUUCCCCCUACAAUGGCUCCAGUCAGGGCUGCUUAGUGGAAGUGUCAAAAAGGGGAUGCUGUUGCCAAGGGAGCAGGGACUGUCAUGAGGGGCAGGACCCCCACAUGGUGUCAAGGUGAGGUUAUAGCAUAGAGAGAGACGGAAUGGUGAGAUGUUCAAGAGGCUGUACAACUUGGAGAUUCAGUUUUAUUUGAAGAAAAAAGGAAGACAAUAGACUUAAUGGUGUUUUUCUAAUAUUUGGUUUAUUUGCAAAUAUAUAAGCAUAACGGAGACAAGCUGCAUACACACCCCACAGAACAUAAGAAGAGCCUAGCUGCAUCCUGUUCUCACACUGGCAAAGCCAAAUGCCCCAAUGGAAGCCCACAAGCAGGACCUGAAUACAACAGCACUCUCCAAACUUGCAAUUCCCAAACAACAGGUAUUCAGAGGCAUGUUGCCUCCAACAAUGGAGGCAGAACAUAACCACCAUGGCUAGUAACCAUGGAUAACCUUCCCCUCCGUUGAUCUGUCUAUUCCUCUUUUAAAGCCAUCUGUGUUAGUGGCCAUCGUAUGUGAGCAAACCUCAUAACUGAAAUAUGUGUGGUGUGUUUUUCAACCCUUUAGGUAGAAAAAUCCCCUGUAGAGUAUUUGUUUCAUGAAGCCAGAUGUUCCCCAGCAGGCAAUAAAUUAAAAAGCAAGCAAGACUUUUACCAUGACAGGCACCAUCUUGAAUCCAGCCAGGCUGUGUUUGGUUUCCAUUUACAGUGGUGCCCUGCAAGACGAAUGCCUCACAAGACGGAAAACUCGCUAGACGAAAGGGUUUUCCGUUUUUUGAGCUGCUUCGCAAGACAAAUUUCCCUAUGGGCUUGCUUCGCAAGACGGAAACGUCUUGCAAGUUUGUUUCCUUUUUCGUAAAACCGUUAAUACCCAGGGUGCAUUGCUUGAAGAGGUGCAGUUGUGACUUGACUUCGAGGAGCAACUCAUAGCACGCGGUGUGGUAGCCUUUUCUGAGGUUUUUGAGGACUUUGCUGAUUUUUGAAGCUUUUCCAAAACUUCUUUUGCAGCCGUUUGGUAAGUUAAACUUUUAAAACUUUUUGGGGAGUUUUUGGAUUUUGGGUUGGGGUGUUUGGAAUUCAAGGACUUGGUGUUGGGGAGGGGUUUGCAAGAAUCUGGGAGCUUGUGUGGUUCUUUUUUUGAAUUUUUAUGAUUUUCUGUGACCAUUGGGGCACUCUGCUUUUUUAAAAAAAAAAAAUUCUGGGUUUGAAUUUCUGUGUGGUGGGUGGCUGGGGGAACAGUUGAGGAGGGGUUUGCAAGAAUCUGGGAGCUUGUGUGGUUUUUUCUGCAUUUUUAUGAUUUUCUGUGACCAUUGGGCCAUGUUGUUUUUUUUCAAAAAAAAUUUCUGAGUUUGAAUUUCUGUGUGGUGGGUGGCUGGGGGAGCAGUUGAGGAGGGCUUUGCAAGAAUCUGGGAGCUUGUGUGGUUUUUUUUUUUAAUUUUUAUGAUUUUCUGUGACCAUUGAGCCAUGUUGUUUUUUCCCAAAAAAAUUUCUGAGUUUGAAUUUCUGUGUGGUGGGUGGCUGGGGGAGCAGUUGGGGAGGGGUUUGCAACAGUUGGGGAGGGGUUUGCAACAGUUGGGGAGGGGUUUGCAAUUUCUGUGUGGUGGGUGGGUUGGGGAACAGUUGAGGUUUUUGAAGACUUUGGUGAUUUUUAAAGCUUUUCCAAAACUUCUUUGGCAGCCAUUUGAGGAUUUUGAAGACUUUGGUGAUUUGCAGCCAUUUCGUAAGUUAAACUUUUAAAACUUUUUUGGGGGUUUUUGGAUUUUGGGUUGGGUGUUUGGAAUUCAAGGACUUGGUUCUGGGUUUGAAUUCCUGUGUGGUGGAUGGCUGGGUGCUUUUGAAUUUUUUGGGUGUGAAGCACUGAUUAUUAUUAUUUUUUCCUGAGUUUACGAAGCUAGGAGCUGUGCUGCCAUGGGACCCAAGAAGACUGCUGCUGCAGAGGCCGGCGAGAGGAAGAAGGAGAAGGUGAGGCUGGAAAUGAAGAAGGAGAUCAUCCGGAAGCACGGCGGUGGAAUGCGUGUGACAGACCUCGCCAGGAAGUACGGCAGGAACCCAUCGACCAUCGGCACCAUCCUGAAGAUGAGGGAGAAGAUCCUUGCGACUGAUGCAGCCAAGGGAGUCACCAGGAUCGUGAAGAACCGCCCAGCUGUUCUGGAGGAGGUCGAGAAGUUGCUGCUCAUCUGGUUAGAAGAGAAGCAGCGUGCAGGGGACACAGUGACUGAGGCCGUGAUUUGUGAGAAGGCCAAGGCCUUGCAUGCAGACCUCAUCCGGGAACAGUCAGGAACCUCAGGCGAGCCAGAAGUCUUCAAGGCAAGCAGAGGCUGGUUUGACCGGUUCAAGACAAGAUCUGGAAUCCACAGCGUGGUCAGGCAUGGAGAGGCUGCCAGUUCUGAUGUUCCUGCGGCUGAAGACUUUGCAGCGGAGUUCCUGGAGGUUGUGUCCUCCAAAGAACUGAGGGACAUUUGCCAGAAGUGGAAAGAUGUGCAGGCUUUUGCACAGCGGCACCACCCUGACAAGGACCUGACACGUGACCUUGCGAACACUUUUGAUACGAGGGUCAUGUCGUCUUUCAGGGAGGUGCUGAAAAGGCGGAUGAAGCAGCAGACCAUGGACAGGUUCUUCAGCAAGAAGCAAAGAGUGGAAGAGGAACCUUCUUCGAGUUGUCCCCCAGAGUCUUAGAAAAUGUACUGUACACUUUGAUGAUUUUUAAAUGUUUUUCUAUCAUGUUUAGAAACUUAAUUUAUUGUUCCUUCAUUUUUUGAAAUGCUCUUUACAGUAUGUGUGACUUUAAAGAGCAUUUAAUAAACUCUUGUUGUACCAAAUCUGGCUUUGUUUGGACUUUUUUUGACCAUAGGAACGCAUUAAUUGAAUUUCAAUGCAUUCCUAUGGGAUUUCGUGAUUCGCAAGACGAAAAAUUCGCUAGACGAAAAAACUCGCGGAACGAAUUAAUUUCGUCUUGCGAGGCACCACUGUAUGCUGACAUAAUUGGAGAAAUACUUCAAGAAAGAAGCCCAGAAACAUUUCUCUCAUUUCCUUUUCGGACAGACACUCCUCUUAUUUAUCUACUUUGUGGCCUUCAUUGUGUUCUGUUAUCUAUUUCACAGCCAGGCUUGAGGAAAAUGAAAGUUACCAGUUGAUUUUGGUGGGUCUACUCUAAGUUGGAGUUACUUGGACACAACCCUUAAAAUUUCUCGAUUUCUAGAUGAACACAAACAACUGAAACAACUUUGGGACAGCAGACAGCAGAUGCCAGCUUUGUGUAGCAAAUAAAUAAAGUAUAAAAACUGCCUUUGGGAUUAGAUAAACUUCUGUAGUCUGCAUUUUUUAGAUUGUGUUGAUUUUUCCAUGGAGUAUCUGAAAAAGGACCAGCCACCCCAGAAGCAGAGGUUUGAGGCAAAAUACCUUGAGGUCUUUAGUGCUGGUCGGCAAAGAAAAAUUAGUCAUAUAAAAGGAGAAUCCCUGGGUGCCAGGAUCCAAGAUUGUGCAAGUACUCUUUGGUGAGAGAACACCAGCAGAGAUUUAAAACCACAAAACAUGCAGCAAAGUAAAACAUAGAAAUAUAGGCUGUUAGACCUUUAUAACAGUCCAAAGUAGUCCACUCUUCCCCCAACAUAGAAAAAGACAAGGUUGGUAAGUUAAAAAUUGUUUCUUUACAAACAUGCCAAAGGUCAGGUUCAUGUGCUUUUCCAUACAUCAGUCAGAAAACACAGGCAGUACAACUUGGCUUAGUUACAGUAGUGAAAGUUCCUAAAUUAUUGGUAUAGGAACUCAACGACGACUUGUAAGAGCCAUGCAGUCUGAGCUGCAGCAGCCAACUCAAAACCCCUGCACGUGCCAAAUUUCUCAGGCAGACUGGAAGGAGAACAAAGACUUGAUUACCUGUUCCCACUCAAAGUGAGCUAAGCCUGGUAUUAAUUAGACCUAAGCAUGAUGGUUAUAUGAGGCUGAUUAUCCCACAUCUACCUUGCUUUGUAUUCACGUUGAUGAAUGAAUCAAUAAAAUUUCAUUUGCUUUAGCUGUUAAUCAGGCAGGGAGUGUCUCAGGCUUACAGGAUGUUUUAGAAAGAUAAUAAAAGAGACUCCAUGGCACACACAAUACAAUGGAACAACAACCCAGUUUCAAAUGUAAAUGAAUUUAACUGAAAAUUUGCUGUCAUUUAACUUGUGGUGGCUGGUGCCCAUUGGAAUUGAUAGAGGGGAAGGUAGGGAGUCCUCACAGUAAGUGGAUCCAGAACCAAUAAUAGGCUGAGCCAACUAAUUCCAGUUUUGUUCUGCAAGGGACAACACAGAGAUGCAGGUGCAGGAAGCUGGCAGGCAGGGUCAGCCUCUGGACCAGUUGCAAAUAAGACAGGCAGGUAGGGUUGGGGGGGAUGCCUGAGGGCGGCUUCUUUCUUUGGCGAUCACUCGUAGCUGAGUAAGAUUGUCUUCCUUAAACACGGCUUUAACAGUGAGUCCGUAAGUGACUGUGGAGGCCAAUUCUGGAUCCACACAUCCUUCCACAGUGGGAACAUUGGUUUCCGGGCAGGAAUUGAUCGCAGUGUGGAUUUGCCAAGCAUGCCUUUCUCUAAAGGCACGUUUCUACCUUGCGUCUGGAGUUCGAGUGUCUUCAAAGCCUUCGAAACCUUUGGUAAAGGCUGUUCUCCAGCUGGAGCACUCGCAGGCCAGUGUUUCCCAGUUGUCAGUGUUUAUACUACAUUUUUUAAGAUUUGCCUUGAGACAGUCUUUAAACCUCUUUUGUUGACCACCAGCAUUACACUUUCCAUUUUUAAGUUUGGAAUAGAGUAGUUGCUUUGGAAGAUGAUCAUCAGGCAUCCGCACAACAUGACCAGUCCAACGAAGUUGAUGUUGAAGAAUCAUUGCUUCAACACUGGUGAUCUUUGCUUCUUCCAGUACACUGAUAUUAGUUCACCGACUGAAGUUGGUAGGCAGAGCUCCAUUUAUCUUAACAGAGCAGUCUCCACUGCAUUUAAAGGUAAAGGUAAAGGGACCCCUGACCAUUAGGUCCAGUUGUGACCAACUCUGGGGUUGCGGCGCUCAUCUCACUUUAUUGACUGAGGGAUCCGGCGUACAGCUUCCGGGUCAUGUGGCCAGCAUGACUAAGCCGCUUCUGGUGAACCAGAGCAGCGCAUAGAAACGCCGUUUACCUUCCCAGUGGAGCAUUUAGUAGUGCCCAAAAUCUGCGCUCUGGACAAAACAUGGUUCAAAAGUUGGCACCCUCCUCCGGCUUUUGGCUUCUCACAGAGUCCCAUUCUGCUUCCAUCAAGCUGGGAUGAGCAAGGAAGUGGGAUAUAGGGAGUUCAGAGCAAUAGGGUUGUUAUGUUUAUUUUAUUUUCUUCUGGCAGGAUUCAUUGCUGUGGGACGCAUUGUUGUGUCAGUUGCCUUGAAAAGAUUAGUCUGCAUAAAAUGCUGCAUCCGUUUAAAGGCAAUUCCAGGGCACAAUCUAGUUGGCCUUAAGGUUGCCAACUGAGCAGGGAGGGAAAUGCCCAGCCUGUUGCUAGUCAGUUUUGCGCUACAGAAUAAUCAGUUGAAUCUUUUCCCACAGCACUGAGAAGUUUCCCCGAUAUUAUUUCCCAAAUAACUGUCUGCAGACUGAAAUGGCAGAAGAGCAGGGGCAGAAUGAAAAAUUGGCCGCUCCAGUUUUGGCCUAUAAAUAUACCAGCGUCCUUUAUGGAUACAGCAAGGAACUGAAUGUAUACCUUUCCUUUCCCUCCCCCAGUUAUUAUCAGCCCCACCCCCUGUGAAGUGUUCCCACUGAGAUUAAAAUUAAUUAGUGCCAAUUACAAAUCAGAUUACACAUAUCCUCUUGGGGGUCAAAGCUCUUACUGAAUGAAGCUAUUGCCAGAGGGGGCGUGCGGAUAUUUAGCACAAACGAAAUGGGGGCUGGAAAGUAAUGUUAAUUUCCACACAUGCCAAACCAUCAAAAUGCCUUUCUGUGAGACUGUGAAUGGUAAGGAGCUAGGGGGAGAUAGGCUUUUCAGCAUUCUCUGCUAUAACCAUUGGACACACAUCAGGAAUCAUGGCUUGUCAUGAGCUGUCUGUUGCUGUGUUCGGUCACACUUAGGAAUGAGAGAGGAAUUUCAUUCAGUUCUCAUUUAAAGGCAAAUAAUCUAUCUAAUUUGCAUUUUCUGAAACAGCAUGUGAAGCAAAACACAACCACCCUUCAAAAUUUGAACUUAUCUGAAUUCUGAGAUACAGUUCUCCAAACCAUGUUUACAAAAAGUAAGAUAUACUGUAUUAGGGGAAAUGGCUGCAUUAGUUAAAAUAACAUACAAAAAGGCAUUAAGAGGGAAUCAAUUGCAAAAAUGUGCCCAUCAGUAAAAAAAUAAAAGCAUACAAAAAUGUGUUUAUUAGGAGAAACUAUCAAUAGAAUGGUGAUGAAGUUUCAUGAGGAUUUAUUUUUUUAAAUCACAAAUUGUUGUAGAAAUGUGAACUUCAUUUAAGAUGGGAAAAUGAAAAACUGAGAAACUCAAAGUUGGCAGAUCGUUCUAUCAUUUUCAGAGUGACAAAAUACAUUAGGAACUAGCAUUUAUAAGGACAGCUAUUGUUCCAGAGCAUAUAGCAAUAAAAGAAAGCAGGGAAGGGUGUACUUUAGUGGCACAGAGCAACAAGCCCCCAUAAAAGGAUAAAACUCUCAUAUACACACUUUAGUUGCAAGGUGGCAUUGGGCCAGUUCCUCUGGUGUUUUUGCCUCAAAGGAUUUCUUCCUUUAUCUAUUUUGAUGGUUUCAUCUAUCUUCCUUGUUACUGCUGUCAGGAUCCUAAUCAGAUUCAUCAGUCUCUUUUUCUUCUCUCCGUCUCAAUCCCAAAUGAAACUCUUCAUUCGGCAAUUUUCUUCUCCCGUAUUAAAUUGUGACAUAACCAGCAGCUCCCCAGCUCAUGGAGGCUGUCAAUCAGCUCGCUUGCGUUUAUUACACACUGGUGUCAGAAUGGGAUUAGCGCAAACCAAUUUGUGCUCUGCGGAGGCAGGGGAACGGGAGAGGACUAGGGAAGGCGCUUGAUCUGAAAGCAGGGGAAGGGGACAGCCACAAGCCCCUAGCUGGUUAAAUGUAGGAGUUUUUAAUCAAUUAAAUCUACAUGUGUUCGCAUUCUAAUUAUAAAAUUAUUCCAGGUAGGAAAAAGCCUACUUUGCUUUUACAUGUCACAGUAGGCCCUAGUGAACAUUUGAACAUGAGCUGUAUCAGGCCAGUGGCUCAUUCAGUCUAGCAUCCUGUUCUUGCAGUAGCUAACCAGAUACCCACUAUGGGAAAAUCAGUAAAUGGAUUAUGUUUAGUGGUCACAAAAUGCAGGGCAGGGGUGAGAGGAUGAGAAUGGAAUGGCAUACCUUCCAAACAAGCAUGGCUGGCUUAGAUUGGCAUCCUGAACCGGAACACUGCGCUAAUAAGUAGAAUCAUAGAAUUGUGGAGUUAGAAGGGACCCCAGGGUCAUCUAGUCCAACCCCCUAAAAUGAAGAUAUUUUGCCCAACGUGGGGCUCAAACCCACCACUCUAAGAUUAAGUGUCUUAUGCUCUAGCGACUGAGUUCUUACUAAUAUUAUUACUCCUCUCGUAGUAGUAAUAAUAAGAAGUUAAAGGCAUAAGGAUUGGAUUCACUGAUUUUUCCGGCAGCCUAAUCCUGGAAAAGAAGCGUGUCGGCAUCAGACAAGGGGGCAGGCUGAUAAAGCAACCGGUUUGGGAGCUGCCCGGAGCCGAGGAGAGACACAGCAGCAGGCAGCGCCGGCUUUGCAAAAGCAGACUUCCUUCCGGGAGGCGGCGGCAGAGAGGUAAGGAGCCUGGCUCGCUAGCUAGGCCCCCGAUUUCGGUCCUUUCCAGACACACACACCCCUUUCCGAUCUCGCUGUAGCGCAGCGGAGAAUGAAAUCGAGACGCCUGCCCGGGCGGGCGCACAGCACCGCGCGUGGGCACCUUGCAAACGGGGCGCGCGCGUAGUUCGCAGGCUCCCCUGCCGGUGGCGCGGGGCACCGAGGGUUAAUCCGGAUCGAACCGACGUGGCGUCGCCGUCACUUGCAUAAUAGGCGACUUUAAUUAGGCAGCCCGGAAUGUGCCCGGUUAGCAAAUGCGCAGAUUAAACGCUGAUUGUCUUGGCUAGGCGCGCGCGCACGCAAGCACACGGUUAACAAAUAACACCAAUAAAGCAUACGAAGCGAGCUCCAUUGUGACGUCCGGAGCAUAACAGGCAUGUGUUUUAAUUGGUGUGCUAAUUCAGCCCUCUUGGCUUCACGUCGCUUUCAACAGCUGGGGGGAAAGUGGCAAGCGAACCCAUCUGUUCCCCCCUGGGUAGUAACAGUUCCUGUCUUGCUUCCUCCCAGCCUACCAGAAAGAAAGGGAUAUGUUUUUUAUUUGUUGGGAAAACGAGCAAUAAAAUCAUACAGAUCGAGAAAAGAUUGCAGUAUAGGCAUGAUUACAGUCAAAUGGAGCUUCCGAGUAUACAGAUAGUCUACCCUUGAUUACUUUAUACCAGGCAAGGCUGUGAGAUUCUCAGAAAUGUCUAGCCAGCUGGUGGUGGUAGAUCUGGGAUAGGGAACCUGUGGUCUUUCAGAUCUUGUGAGACUGGCCGGUGGUCAGGGAGCUGAAGUCCAGCCAAAUCUAGAGAGCCACAGGUUCACCUUCACUCUGCUAGAUGGACCUCUAGUGUUCUGAUGUCAUGUAGCAGCCAUUGGUACACAAGCAGACAGAGCUGUGGAACAGACGGCCUCAGAAGGUGGUGGACUAAUUCAUCGGAGGUUUUAAAACAGAGGUUGAAUGGCCAUCCAUCAGGGAUUCUUGAUUCCUGCAUUGCAAGGGAUUGGACUAAAUUACACUUUGCAUCCUUUCAAACUCUACAGCUCUAUGAUUCUAUGAAGUCUACACACACUCGACUUCUAAUCUGUAUUGGCUGAGCUGCUGUGAUAUUCUGAACUAUCUAUGACCAUUCCAGCUGCUCAAGGAGAGUUCGUAGUCCAGUUACUGUGAGGAAGGAUGCUUGUCAGUUUGCCUGGGAUUAAACCUUCAUAUGGACUUGAUGGAAGAGAAUGCUGCUUGGGAGGAAGUCUGUUUCAAAGUACCCUUAAAGUCCAGAUUAUUCUAUAAGAAUGGUAACCUGCACCUGGAAAGGGAGGUUUUGUUCUGGCCCGCAGAGGAAACAAAACAGCUUAUAUUAUUGUAACUCAGGGGCCGUAGGUCGGUGGUAGAACAUUUGAUCUGCAUGCAGAAACUGCUAGCUUCUCCAGGUAAGGUGUGGGAUCUUCCCUGUCUGAAACCGUGGACAACCACUGCCAGUCAGUGUAGACAAUACUGAACUAGAUGAACCAAUGGCAUGGUAUGAGGCAGCUGCCUGUGUUUCCCAGCAAGCUGAGCUUCAACACCUCAUAGUGCUGUCUCUUUUACUGUAAAUACUUAGUUGUACAUUCUCUCUUACUCCUUGUAAAUUUAAAAUUAAACUAAAGUGUAUCGGACACCUUCUGGAAGUGUGAAGCCAAGAUACAAUCACCUAAAAUCCCACACCUUCCUUCUUAACUCUCACCCUUCCUACAAUAACUAAAUCAACCGUGUACACACUGUAUCUUUAAAGCACAUUAUUUUCCUGAAAGACCUCUGGGCCCUGUAAUUUUCACUUCACGGAGUAACAAUUCCCAGCAAGCCUUAACAGGCCACAAUUCCCAGGAUUCUUUUGGGGCAGUCAUGUGCUUUAAAUCUAUGGUGUAGGCACAGCCUGACUCAGUCAAAGAUAAGGUUCCUCCGUUUCGACUCUUUUAUUGAUUUCUAACUCUUUCAGACUUGGCUUAUUGUUAAUUCAGUGUCUGUGCCAAUUAACACUUGCUAGUGUAUUUUUAAUGAGCAUGCUAAUUCCCUUUUGGAUAAGGAUGACAUUGAUUUAGAUUUAUAUUUCUGGUCCUUGUUAACCCUUAGGGUACCAAGUUUCCGAGUGCAUUCAAAUCUCAAAAGUCAAAAGAACCCCAAAGCAGAGUCAGGGUUGCAUGUGAGAACUGCAGGCUUCUGUGCAAAGUGCACACUUCAUGUCACGCCCUCCUGGGCGAUAGGGAGCCAAGAGGUCCUUGCUCUAACCCAUAGUCACUACUUCCUAUCGAUGCUAUUUUUUAAUGACUUGGGCACAAUUUCUUCUGCGGGGGUGGGAGAAAGCUGCACAGAUCUGAAUAUUAAAACAAAGGAGUCAGGAUUUUUAUUGGCUCUGCUCCUGUGCCUUUAACAGCAGCCUGACAUACCAGGAAAUGAUUUAACAGUUUAAGUGUGUUGAGCUGCUUUAGAGAGGCGGGGGAGCUGGGCCUAUACAAAAAGUUGGCAACCUUUCUCUUGGGACUUUUUAAAUUUUUGAUUUCUGUGCAUCAGGCAGCUGCAAAAGGCACAGGAGCAGAGCCAGAAAACUACAAUAGCAAUCCUACUGUGGCAAAGACACCGGGGAUAUGGGUGGAUAACUUUUAUUCUUAUCUUCCAGGUGCCCUUAGAUGGACAGAGCAGGCAGAAGAUGGAUCCUGAUAUCUCUCUCCUCUUCCAGUGCCCAUCUCCCAAGGGCAUCACAGAGGCUCAGGUCCGAGCUGAGCUCUCCCCACUGUAUGACCGGCGCCCACUCCCUGGCGACAGGGCCCGGAUCGAGACAGCUUGGGUGGCACGUCGCCAGCAGAGCCCGUGGCUCUUUGACGGAGCCAAAUUCCGUCUCCACUCAAUCCAGCUGGAGGGGGACAUCUUGACCUUCUGCCUCGGUCUCACCUGCUACAAGGACUUUGUGGGCACCAACUUGGCGGACGCAGCCGGGCAGCUCCAGGAGCGUGGGCGCGAGGACUUGGGGAACAGCCAGGCCUACCUCGCUGAGCCCCUGGGGGUGGGCGCCAUGCUGCACACAGCAGAUGACAAGUUUGUCUUUUUGCGGCGGAGUCAGUGCGUAGGGGAGGCGCCUGGGAAGAUCGACAUUCCUGGAGGCCACCCUGAACCGCAGGUUGAUGGAGUGCCUGGUUUUAUGUCUUGGGGGUGUUGCUGUUAACAAAUGGGUCAAAUUUCAGUGCUGUAAGAAGUGAUAGGACAGGCAUCAGCUUUGCAGCUUAUCCCAAGGGUUCCCCUGAGUCCAUCUCCUUAAUUAAGGUGGACCACAGCUUGGAAGUUCUCCUGCCACUUUAGCUUGGAGGCAGAGCAUCUGCUUUGCAUGCAGAAGGUCCCAGGUUCUAUCCCCGGCAUCUCCAAGUAGGGCAGAGAGCCUCCUUGCCUGAAACCCUGGAGAGCCAUUUGGGCUAUAGAGAAUGGAGCUGUGUUCCUUGAAUGGGCCUGUGUUCUUCUUACUGUGCCUCGCUUUGCAGGUUGUCAUGGAAGAUGCCGCCUUGGAGGGGCCUGUCCGUCACCAGGACCUCCCAGGAGAAUCUGUGGUCAAGGAGUUGUUCUGCUCUGUGCUGCGAGAGAUCCAGGAUGAGGUGAGGAGAGGGCAGGGAAGGCGGAGCGGCCAAUGGCUAGGCUGCCCUCCCCUCGUCUCUGAACCAGCUUUUGAGAGUGACUCUGAACCAACUUCCCCCUUUCCUUCCCAGGUGAACCUUCCACUGCCCACUCUCAGCAGCCCAAUGUUGCUUGGAAUAGCCCGGAACGAGACCAGCGCAGGCCGCUGCAGUGCUGAAUUCUACAUCAGGUAAUGUGCUGAAUCCUGAUCUGAAUAGUAGGCCUCCCUCUUCACUAUCAUCCCAGUACCAAGCUGUGGUUAGUUAUGAAGAGUGCAUUGAUUUUUUUUCCUGCUUAAGAAUGUUUUUGUUUUAUGCAUUAUAUCAAAAUGAUUCCAUGAGCUGAUGGGGCAACACUGUAGGAAACAACCCUAAAGAAAGAUCUUUGCCAAGCUCUGAAAGGAGAAUAAGGUAGUUGUGCCAGGCAAACCACCCUGGAGUUAGCUUCCUACAACUGGGGUGCCACCACUAAGAAGGCCCUCUCUCUGGUAUACAUCUGCCUCAUCUUUGAUGGUGGUGGCAUCCACAGAAGGCCCUCUGUAGAAGAUCACAAUGCAUGGGUACAUACGUAUGUAUGGAAACAGCUUGCCCUUCAAUAUUAGAAACUCUUCUAUUGAGCCCCACCCAAGAGAUGCUCAUCUGUUCUUUGUCCUGCAGCUCAGCUGCCCCAUCAGGGUACAGCCUCAGCUUCUCCCUCCUUUACCCCACAGUGUGGGCCCUGCCAUGGACACCUCUUUCUCCAGGCCCAAAGUCUCCCCAGUUUAGUCUUCAGCUCCUAGUGCCUACGCCCACCCUCAGCUUCACUGGUUGCUUUCUUCUCAACUUUGCUAUUCAUUAAUUAAUUCAGGUGCAGUCUCAGCUCUGAGCAGGUGAGGCACCAUUAUGCUAUCGGGGGCCCUGAGGCCCAAGAGUCAACCAGCAUCAUCUUUGUUGACAGAGAGGUAAGUGCUGGAGCUGGAGGCAAAAGUGUGUAGCUCAAGGGUGGGCAGCCUUAGACCUGGGUGUCAAAUACAGCCCUCCAGGCCUCUCUGUCUGGCCCUUAGGCUUCUUCCCAAGCCACACCCCCUCACCGGCCCUGCCUUACACACCCUCCUUGAGUAUUUUUUGCCUGGCUGCCCUUGAACUCUGAUUAUGCACAUAAUUCUUGGGACCCAAUUCCUAGUUUAUAUUGGUAAGACUGGACAGUCAGCCAUCUAAGCAUACAGGAACUUCCUAGUUUCCCCAUUGGCAAGUGCUAAGGCCCCUUUAAAGAAACAUCUGCCUCUUCUGGACUCAAUUUAAAGUUAAUUAGAAUACAUUAAUGAAGUUCAUCGUGUCAUCGUCCCCCUUUUUGCAUGCCAAGGCACUGUGACCCUGUCACCCCCAAUAUAGUAAAAUAACUAGACAGGACAAAGAGUAUAAGUGUCAACCCCAUUUUCUGCAUCUCUUUUAACAUAUGGCUGCCUUUUUCUCUGUGCAGGAUGUCCUGACAAUGGAGCAGAGUGGGGACUUUUGGAAGGAACUGUGCCCAUCAGCCAAAGGGGCCAUAGAGCUCUACAGAGGGGUCAUGGGCACAUGCCAAUGACGAGCCUAUUGGGAAGAGGUACUUCGAGGAAGUGAACUACUCUCUCAGGGACUAUUCAGAAUUACUUUACAGAUCACCCGGUUACCCCAAAAUCACCAGCAGUCCUUUGGCAAAGCAGGAAUAUUAUGCCAUGGAUACGGAUAGUGGGAUUAUUCUCACCUCCCAAACCUCCCUUGAAACUGCACUGGCUGAGACCCACCUUAGCGCCUUGUGAGCCCUGUCGCUGUGCCUGUUUGUGCAACCUGUUUCUUAAUAAAGAAGUAGUAGUAUUUUUUAA